This is a messenger RNA of Spizellomyces punctatus DAOM BR117, 3886 nucleotides long. RefSeq lists its product as uncharacterized. The record is from RefSeq and is a predicted model, not a curated record. Lineage: Eukaryota; Fungi; Chytridiomycota; Chytridiomycetes; Spizellomycetales; Spizellomycetaceae. Bases 338 to 3637 code for a protein of 1099 amino acids. The transcript is spliced from 8 exons.
UUGCUUUACCAGACCUUUGGAGAUGCGAGGUUUUGAAAAGCCCUUCUGCGUUUUCGAUUCCCGCCCCCCACCUUUUGUCGCUGCGACCUUGUAGAUUCUGACGGCUUGCGACAGCGGUGGAGCAUUUGUUUUGCUUUGCUCCUCCUAGAUAUUUGCUUCAUUGAGCUGUUGAGCAGUCACUCUUUGCGAGUGCAGUCGCCGCGCUUUUGACCAGCACAGUGCUUUUUCGCUAUUUGUCAGUUUGCUGAAAUUGGUGCUCCCGUUUUGGAUUCCAGCAGCGCUUUUGCGACACGUUCCCCUCUCCGCGAUUUCAUGUUGAGGUGGGACCAGUGGGACCAUGGACAGAGGAGACAUGGAAUCCAAAAAGCGAUCCCACUCGCCUGAUGCAGGGAGUGGAGCAUCUCAUCGAUACGGAUCAGAUUCUUCGCUUUCACUACCAUCCUUCUCACCAGCGGCUCCAUCUGAAAGAUAUAAUUUACCACCACUCUCCAGCCUCACCUCGUUUGCUGCCGGUGGUGGGCCCCCGCCGCCGCCAUCUCUUCAUGGGCAUAUGCGGAGAUCUGGAUCUGAGGCGUCUCCCCCGCCACCCGUCAACAGUGCCAAGCGCUUGCGACUGGAUGACACUGGAUCGGUUGGAUCUGCUGGAAGUCGGGAUCGGUCGCAGUACGGGUCGCCGGCAGGCGCUGAUGACCUAGGCGGUGGUCGCAGGCAUUACAUGCACUCGAUGCCGGAACUUCCUGGUAUAGCUUCCAUUACCGGACGUCCAGCACAAAACCCACCAGCAAUGCCACUGUUUUCACCGGGGGCAAUGCCUCCUUCAGCAUCAUCCCAUGACGUCGAUCAUAGGUCCAUCCUCCCGUCCGCUGGACAUAGAGUGGUACCCGAAUACACAGGCACUGCUCCGCCCACCCUUCCGUCCUUGAAAUCUUUUAGCGCUGAUGCUCUUCCAGAACGGACGCGAGGGUCUCCUGUUCUCAGUAGUCAUUACGCGGCAUCCGAUUCUACACGAUAUGGACCGUCUGGUGCUCCGCAUUACUCUUCUUCAGCCUCUGUGCUAACUCCUUCUGGUGGAACUAAUGCAAUAGUACAGUCAUCUCCUGGCCUCCUUUCCAGUAAUAGAAUGACAUUACCGCCAUUCAAUGCAAGUUCUCCGGUCAGCAAAGUGCCAAAGCCGCCAGCAACCAAUCUCUAUAAGAGAGAAGGUAAUGCGACCACUUCAACCAGUGGUACAGCGUCAACAUCAGUGACUAGCAGAGGUUCACCCUAUCAGUCGCCCCGGUUGUCCCCUGCGUUGAACCCUACCAUUGCAACGAUACCCCCUCCGGCAGCGUCAUUUCUUCAAGCAGCGAAUGGCACUGGACCUGCAUUUGCCGCCAACCCCUUUGGCGUAUCCCAAUACGGUCCCAACUAUUACCCCUCUGCCGUGAAGCGUCUAGAUUAUGAGCGAAAGGACAUACCAAGUGUCCUCUCCCGAGUACCCAACCCACCAUCUUCCGCGGGAGAACCAUCGACUCCCCUAGGAACGUCUUCCAGUGAACUGCAUGCUGUCGGAGCACUUUUACAUGCUGCUUCUGCCGGUUCACCUACAGACCGCGACACUGGCUCUGGGGAUGGCGACUUGGACGAAUCAGGUGCUGCUGGCAAUUCGGAAGAUUUGGAAUCAGAGGACCUACGCAGUGGUGCUGCACUUCGAAGACGGACCAAGGGGCCCGAUUCAGAAGCGGGCGAGCCGCUUGGGCGUGUCCUCAUAAUGGGGGUCCGUAAAGCUGAUAUGGAAAAAGCUAAAGAAGAAGCAAAACGAAAACGUAAACCUGGGGAUGUUGCUGUUGUGAAUGAUGAAAGAUUAAUUAAGUUGCCGAAAAAUGUCGAAGAGAGAUUUUUAGGACAUGUUAAUUAUACUGGUCCCCGCGUGAAAGUUCCCGGGUCUAUCCGAGUAGAAGAUAUUGAACUCUUCCUGCUACCUCAGUUCACUAGCGAACAUCAUUACAGUACCAUCGAAGUUCGCAUUCCAGCGCACUUGCUGACAUUUAAGAACAAUGUUGCCGUGCGGCGAUCGGCCGUGUGGGGAACUGAUGUAUACGCUGAUGAUUCCGAUGUUGUUGGCAUGAUUAUUCAUUCUGGAUGGUACAAACCAAUUGACUCACCCGUAACAAAGACUGUCCGCGCUCUGGGAUUGACGACAGAGCGUCGGGAACCUGAAACUCAGAUUAAGCAGGAGCCGUUGAGUCCUAACGACGAAGACAAGAAUGGCCAACAGGUUAGCACAACAGUCGAAGAUAGCGCGACGCAGAGCAGUGUACCCCCAGAAACAGCCACCGUGCGCGUACUACCCCAACCUCCACCAGAGCCCAUCACAGGAAAGGUAGAUCCGCGGGACGGACUACCCGACCACGAUUUACACGUGACUUUGAGGAUACUACCAAGAUUGGUCAAGUACAGUGGCUCUUCGCGUAACGGAAUAGAAUCACGGGGAUGGGGUGGUUUGCAUGAUGGAGAGAGCGUGCGAAUCGAGAACGUUGUGUUGGCUGAUAAAGGUACUGUGGGUCGUAAGGGACGAAAGACGGGUGCCAAGGGAUGGAGCGCGAUGGCAAGAAUCGUCGCUCGUGAACUGAUUGCUAUGGAACAAGGAGACGACGAUGGGGAAGGAGACUGGGGGUGGGGCACAAAAGAGCCUGCAGAAGGUUUCGGAACUGUCACGUUUGUUUUCUCUGACUUUGAUGGAGAAGCCUGUUUGAAAUACUCGCCAAAAUUAUUGAUAGACUGGCCACCGUAUUUACGAGAUCUUUUUUGGGAUUCAGAAACAUGCCUUCAACGCGCUCGAGAGAAAGGCAAACAUUACGCAGACGGCACAGAGUCGGCGUCUCAGCGAGCGCAGGAAAUAGUUCAACGCCGCGUAGAAGUGCAAGAGCGAAAAGCCGAGUUCACAGGGGAAGAGCUACGACGUAUGCGUGAUUGGCCAUACUGGCGCAUUAGGAUGUUAAAGGAUACCUUGUUUUUGGAAGAUGGGUAUGGUAAAAGAUAUGAGCUAUCCCGUCGCAAAGAAGGUGAUUCCCAAGCUGAAUUAUACCAGCUAACAGAAUGCAAAGGUGGCCUGGGACGGCCGACUCAGCCUUCACCUCCCGCACCCGCUGUCCAUGCGGAAAACCUUGGAUGGCAAGAUUUGGAGUGGACGGAAGCGGGUGUGGCUUUUGCUAAUGGCGAACGUGUAGCUGUUGCUAGAUUCUUCUGGCGACGACAAGACCGUCCUGUGGAGCAAGAGAGAAAACACUUGACGCCCGUGGAGCGAGACCGCAAGAGGCCGCGGGAAGAGGAAUCAGCUAGUGAAGAAGGUAUAGAUGUGGAGGGACAGGCGACUGCUGAAGCACAGCAUCAGUCAUUGCCAGAACAACCAGUAAAAAGACGACGAACGGAGGAAACGGCGUCUGUCGAAUCUGUGACGACGGCACCAACGAGCAUGCCUCAAGAUUCCGCAGCCUCCACACCCACCAGCGCGUCCGACAACAGUAAAGUAGUCGCCAACCAUGCCGCCCCAGCUGGAGUACAGUCUCCAACGAGUAAAACAACCUCCUCUCCGGCCAUACCCGCACUCAGUGCUCAGCCGGAUGUUCCUUCGACCACCUCCCUCCUACCGGCAUAGUUCCAGUGAUUAUACCAUCAAGCAAAGUAGAUGCUUGGCCGCAAUAUCUACCUUUGAGGGGAAGCCCAGUCUCACUUCCAUGCAAAGCUUGAGUAGAACGCUGUAAAUGUUCCAGGGAGUCAUAGUUGCUACUCUUAUUCGCAUAAAGCUGUCGUUGCGCAUUGGGUUGUAAAGUAAAUAGAGCGAAUUGUGUCCUCAUUUCGUUUCCCCAUGCCUGGCGCUUUUUUAAAUUGUGAAAUCGGUGUGCGA